Amborella trichopoda is the source of this 1644-nucleotide messenger RNA. Its product is annotated as putative CDP-diacylglycerol--inositol 3-phosphatidyltransferase 2. Gene Ontology annotation, biological process: phosphatidylinositol biosynthetic process. Gene Ontology annotation, cellular component: Golgi apparatus; membrane. NCBI's taxonomy places the organism in Eukaryota, Viridiplantae, Streptophyta, Magnoliopsida, Amborellales, Amborellaceae. The record is from RefSeq and is a predicted model, not a curated record. Gene Ontology annotation, molecular function: CDP-diacylglycerol-inositol 3-phosphatidyltransferase activity.
UUUGUGGGUCAGAGGCUCCUUGGCACGAUCUACAGGGUCCAAAACCAGCAUAUGCGUAUCCAUAAAAUGUCUCAAAAUAAGCAUACGCUGAGUCCAAAAAAAAAAGUUGGGAGUACACAAAUACUCGUUUUUUAUAAACCCAGUUCUACUCGAGAUUUGCCCUGACCCCCAUUUUCUUUUUAUACUAUGCUCUCUCUCUCCCGAUCCCACCGUUUGGACUGCGAUUGCUGCAGAGGUCACCGACCUUCCGCUAUCCAUUCCGCGUCACCAUCACAACCAAUCCAACCUCAGAAGGCUUUAAAUCGAUCCUCCACCUUCACCGCAUUAUUUUGGACCCCAUUGUUGGCCCAUUUUUUGUAGAGCCAGAAGCCUUCUUUCACCCUCUCUCUCGAUUACUCUUGUAUCACCAGGGAGGCAGAUCCCAGCGCCGCAUUUCAACUCUGCCGAUGUUGCCUUGAACUUCUUCAGUCUUUGAUCCAUGCACUGAUAUUAGCUCAGGGAAAGUACGGAAUGGAGACAGUGGUGGUGAACUUCUUAUGAGAAUUGGGUAGACUUUCUUUAGUAAAGUUGAUUUAAUUCUGUGGAAUGGCUAGCAAGGCAACUCAAAGUGGGUGGCCUGUUUAUCUCUACAUCCCCAAUCUUAUUGGAUAUGCAAGAAUAGUUGCGAACUCUGUUGCAUUUGGGUAUUGCUUUUCUGACAAGAAGAUCUUCACUAUUCUUUAUAUUGUCAGUUUUGUGUGUGAUGAGCUAGAUGGCCGGUUUGCUCGCAUGUUCAAUCAAGUGUCAACAUUUGGAGCUGUCCUCGACAUGGUAACGGAUAGGGUAAGCACUGCCUGUCUAUUGGUGGUCUUGUCUCAUUUCUACAGAUCUUGCUUUGGUUUCUUCUUGUUUUUGCUUGCCUUGGAUAUUGCUAGCCACUGGUUACAAAUGUACAGUACAUUUUUAUCAAGUAAGGUUAGCCACAAAGAUGUCAAAGAUAGCACAAGUUGGCUGCUCAGAGCAUACUAUGGGCACCGCUUGUUCAUGGGAUACUGCUGUGUUGGAUCUGAGGUUCUCUAUAUUGUCCUCUUUCUUCUUUCUACAAAUGAGUCGGGAAGUGUGAUUAAUGUUCUUGUGAAUGCCACAAAGCAAGGGGCUGUUCUUUCUGUUCCGGCUCUUAUAGCACUGCCUGGAUGGGCUAUCAAACAAGUGGUCAAUGUCAUACAGAUGAAGACAGCUGCCGAUGUGUGUGUUAAAUAUGAUAUGAACAGAAGAGAGAGGCCUUGAGGAGAAGAAGCAUGGGAGUUUCCUUCCCUUGUUGGUUCAUCUGAUCCCUCCGUUGUUUGGGCCAAUCCUUCUGAGUGUAUGAAUUCCCACACAGGAGAUUUUCAGUGGACAUGGUUUGAGAGCUUCAAAGAUUUAUGAGUUGUGUGAAGGGAUUGUUGCAUUUGUACGCUAGAAUUAUAGAUGCUAUAAAUUAAUGUCUGCCAUAAUUAGACGUCCAUUUGACGGUUUGUUUAAGCAGAUUAGAUGUGCAUUUGACUCGUCUGUUGAUUAGAAGCUAAGUCUUUUUCUCUUUUAAUGUCAACUUCGUUUCAUUUCUGUAAAUGUUUUUACAAGUAUAUGAGAAGGGGUGCACAAAAAGCCCUUAAGGCUGUUGGGCUA